AGCGCAUUUGGAGCAAUACUCAGGAGCAGUGUUAUGGAAAGUUGUAUUUGUAGUUGAUCUUUGUUUGAGAGGAUGUAAAGAUCUUUGAGCAAGUGUUGAUUUGUAGUUGGAAACAUAUUUGUAGUUGAUCUUUGUUUGAGAGGAUGUAAAGAUCUUUGUGAACUAGUAUAAGAAUAUAAGGUGACUAGUGAGGAUACCUAUUUAUCAAGAAGUUGUACUGGAAGAAAAAGUCUUAACUAAUUUGAGAUCUAAGGAUUAGGUCUGCAACCAGUUCUACUUUAGUGCUGGAAAGAUUAUGGUUAUAAGUACAGAGUGAGUAGAAACUUCCCUACCCAUUAUUAGAAAUUUUAGUAGAAAAGGCUUAGUAGAAACGGUCCUUCCUCCUCCUAUUUGUCUCAUAGUUAGUGGGUGGAACAGUCCACAUUUACGACUCCACAUUGUUAGGCUUAUCUUCUGAUGCAACAAUCUAAACUUCUACUCUCUUUUUCUUCCCAACACCAUAUAUCUCUUCUGAAGGACAGCAACCUUCUGAAGGACAGCAACCUUGAACUCGCACAUUACAGCCAUCUCUAAUUUGACCGACUUCCGGUACUGAGGAGGUGUUGCCUUUGCGCAAUGUUUUCAAGCUCGUCGGCGAGUAUUGUUGGCCGUAUUACGACGCGGAAACCGGUUACGGCAAAGUCCCGGACGCCUUCGUGCACCACUGCACUUUUUUCCUGAACCUAUUCCAGUCGCGCCAGUGGGAACCCACGCUGUUGACCAACAUGGUGGACGCCGCGCAGAAGCUGCUCAAUGCAUCCUCCAACCCGAACGCGGAAGCGCUCCGGAGAGAGUGCAUGACGUUAAGGGGUGAAACAUGACGUCAUUUCUAGAAGUCAUUUUUUUCACUGUUUCCACCUUGAGAAAGUGAGAAAAUGAAGGCAACAAAUGAAUUGUCUCAACCUGCUCUAAUGACGUGCGGUUUUGCGGAGCGGAUUGACGACGUGAUCACCCGGCUGCAGCAGAACAGAAAGUCCAGUGACGCAUUGUUGGAGAAACUAGUACAAUUCAAGAACAUGUAUUUCCCAGACGACGACCUAGACGACGACCACUUCCUCAGCGAAGGAGGAGGGCUCUUAAGCGAGCAAUCCUUCGGUCAGGGGAUGGAGAAAGUGCAGAACUUUGACUUCAGUUGAUCACCUCGGUCUAUGAAUUGAUCUAUGUUGAGGAUGUGAUAAAAGAAUCUAAGUUUCUUGGAAACAUCUCUGUCCUACUUUCAAGAGAGAGGCAACCUUUCCUCACGUCAGUUGCGUCUUUAGUUUGGAAACGUCUCUGUCCUACUUUCAACAGAGAGGCUGCUUCUCCGCACCUCAUCUUUGCGUGGUUGUCUAUGUCUAAGAUCUACCUCUUCUACGAGGUCAAUUAUACAUCGUCCAUGAUUUUGGUACUAGUUUGUCCUCUGAUAAUGAAUGAAUAAUAUAAGUACAUGAUCCUUGUUGCUGCUGCACACGACCCCACAGAAAUGAUUAAAUUGUAUUAGCUGCGGUGAGGAGUACCAUUCUAGCUGUUGGGCGGUUCAAAACACAUAAAGAACGCCUCUGCCAGCAUCUAUCUGGCAGACCUCUGCUGGAAAAGAUCUUCGUAGGCUCCACAUCUAACGAAAGUAACACUACUUGGAGGAGGUCCUCUGAGAGCUAGUUCUACUAAGUAACCACAUUUAUUUGUUGUACUACUUCUUUGAACAAAAAUCUUACCAAUAUGCUUGCUUACCAUUUUAAGUAAGUUGUCCCUACACCUAGUUCUUAGACCCCUUAUUCUGCACGCAACCUACACACUACGAUGAAUGAGUGAAUGGAGAUGAGACAUAUGCGUCCAAACAAGAUGAUGCUGACAGCCUCACCAUAGUUGUAAGGAGAAAGAAAGAAAGGAUCAGGGGGAAAGGUUUCUUGUGCGCAACGACGAAUAGGAC
Molecule: messenger RNA, 1948 nt
Organism: Amoebophrya sp. A25
Lineage: Eukaryota; Dinophyceae; Syndiniales; Amoebophryaceae
Source: the annotation of a GenBank genome assembly